Zingiber officinale is the source of this 1802-nucleotide messenger RNA. RefSeq names its product polyadenylate-binding protein RBP45-like. The record is from RefSeq and is a predicted model, not a curated record. The transcript has 7 exons. Bases 260 to 1555 code for a protein of 431 amino acids. Gene Ontology annotation, cellular component: cytosol. NCBI's taxonomy places the organism in Eukaryota, Viridiplantae, Streptophyta, Magnoliopsida, Zingiberales, Zingiberaceae. Gene Ontology annotation, molecular function: mRNA binding.
AAUGAUCGCCUACUGGGUACUGGCAGUGUACAUCUUCUCCGCUUACCACUUUUCACGGUCUGUCAUCGACUCAUCCCUUUGUUUCUAGGGUUAGGGUUCUUUCCGACCCGCCCUUCCUUUCAUCACGUCCCGAUCCUUCUCGUGUUUAUCCGUCUAUCGAAUUGUGAGCGUGGCGGGACUCUGGCAAUCGAUUUGCAUCCUUCAUAUCCCGAUUUGAACGCCGGACUUUUCGAUCGUUGGCCGUUUCCUUAGCUCUAGAAUGAUGCAGACGGGUGGUGGAAUGGUUCAUCCCCCGCCAAUGGUACCGCCGCCGAUGGACCAGCAGCAACCUCCCCAGCAGUGGAUGAUGAUGGCGCCGCCUCCUCCUCCCCCUCAAGUGCAGUACUACCAGACUGGCCCAGCUCCGCCCAUGUGGAACCAGCAGAGUUCCCAGGUGCCACCGCCGGCCCCCCAGUUCCAGGUCUCGCCAUCGAUUCCACCUCCCCAGAUGCAGUACCAGGCAGCGUCAGCUCCAUCCCCGGACCAAGCAUUGGCACCGCAGCCUUCUUCAGCUGAUGGGACUCAGACGCUUUGGAUUGGUGAAUUGCAGUAUUGGAUGGACGAGAAUUAUCUCUACAGUUGCUUUGCUCAUAGUGGAGAGGUUAUUUCAGUUAAAGUAAUCCGCAAUAAGCAGACUGGGCAGUCUGAGGGUUAUGGCUUUAUCGAGUUUGUAUCUCAUGUUGCUGCAGAUCGAGUUCUUCAAAUAUACAAUAGUCAAGUGAUGCCCAACUCAGAACAAGUUUUCAGGCUGAAUUGGGCAACAAGUGGAGCAGGUGAGAAACAUGAUGAUGGUGUAGAUUAUACAAUUUUUGUUGGGGAUUUGGCUGCCGAUGUCACUGAUUAUUUGCUACAAGAGACAUUUAAGAAUCAGUACCAAUCAGUCAAGGGUGCCCGAGUUGUUACUGAUAGACUGACUGGGCGCACCAAGGGAUAUGGGUUUGUUAAGUUUGGCGAUCCAAGUGAACAAGCAAGGGCCAUGACCGAAAUGAAUGGUGUUUACUGUUCAACAAGACCCAUGAGAAUUGGUCCAGCUGCUAAUAAGAAGACUCUGGUAACCCAACAGCAAUUCUCUACAAAUGCUUCCUACCAAACUCCACCGAGUACUGACUCUGAGAAUGAUCCAAAUAAUACCACUUUGUUUGUUGGUGGCCUGGACUCAAACAUCACAGAUGAUCAUUUGCGGCAUACAUUUAGCCAAUAUGGAGAGAUAGUCCAUGUUAAAAUACCUUUAGGCAAGCGUUGUGGUUUUGUUCAAUUCUCUAAUAGACCUAGUGCUGAGGAAGCUUUGAGGAUGCUUAAUGGGAUCCAGUUAGGUGGUCAAAACAUCCGACUCUCAUGGGGCCGCAGUCCAACAAAUAAACAGCCACAACAAGAUCCCAGCCAAUGGAAUGGAAGCUACUAUGGGUACAACCAAGGUUACAAUGUCUAUGGAUAUGCAACUCAAGACCCUAAUACAUACACUUACACUGGAUAUCCAGGAUACAGAAACUAUCAGCAGCAGCCACCUCAGGCUUGAGUUGGAGGGUACACAAACAAUAGCACAAUGCUGGUAGUUAUCGGAAUUUGAAGCAUUUACUUUCCAGUUUUUGGUAAGGUAACUUGGAUAUAACAGUGUUUGAGCAAUUCUACUGUAGGAUGAUUGCUCUCAUAGUGUAUUAUUUAGACUCAUGUUAACUGAUUGCAGUUGGAAUACUUUGUGCCAGUUUUGGCAAUAUCUGUGUCGCAGCUAUUUAUAUACUAUCUACAUGCUUUUCUGUACUUAA